UUCCAGUUUCCACUCUCCAGUACUGGCCGCCGUCGACAACGUCUCAGUCAGCUGCCGUGCGAGCAGCAGUCGUUGCUACUCUCGUUAUUCGGUGCCGCUGACACACACGCGCAAUCGUUAUCAACGCCCGGUCCGGUGUAUGAGUUGGUGUGUGUGUUGUGUGUGAUUGAUUGUGUGUAGUAAGAGCGCGCGCGUUUGAUUCUUAAUGUAUGAUUUUUGAUUUAUCAUUUAAUUUUUUUCCAUUCGAAAAAUUUUUUUCUUCAUUUUUGUAUUAGCGGAUUGUCUAGAUAAAAUAUAUUUGUUUUUAAUAAUUUCCUACUGACAACGAAUAUGUUCGUUUACUUACGUUUAUUAACAUCUAAUAGUUAACAUUGGUUGACUAGUCGUGUAAUAAUUAAAUAUACUUAAUCUGAAUAACUUGUUUAUUUUCUUACGAAAUUAUGUGUAACCAAAAAAGUACGUUGGUGUAUAUUACACUAGUUUUAUUAGUGCUGUGCGAAUUUAGUUUAUCAACAUCCCCAAACCAUGUUCUGACCGUGGAUUCCGUUCAUAUUGUGAAUCACACCAAGUUUUAUGAUAACCAGGCAAUUUAUGUUAAAGUUAUGAUUGCUAUAACAGGCCACGAGUUCCAGGAGGGCAUACAAUUUAGACCUACAUCACGAGUGGCAUUAAGGGGUUCAGAAUGUUAUAAAAACCACCCAAUGAAGAACAUUGAUUCUGAUAAACAUGUAUUUGAAAAGGUAUGGGGUAAUGAUACAUAUGCCUUGAUGAAUAUCGUGUUAAAGUUUGAUGAAGACCUUAUCACUCGGAGUCUUUACAUGUGUGUAAAUAUACCACGAAAACCAUAUAGUGGUUUUGUAUCAUCACUAUGGAGUGCAUUAGCUAACAAUGAAGAUACAUCUGGUAAAUGGGUUAAUCAAGGCGACUCUGUUGCAAUUCGAUGGUCCGAUGAUCCGACCAUAAUAAGCACUGAUACACCAAAGGAUAAUGUUCAAAGUCGAAAACGACGACAAGAUAGCCGUACCAGUUUACUGAAGGGGGUCACUUCAUUGAGUACGGCCUAUUUAUCUACAGUAAAUUUGUUUGGUCUUCGAAUGGAACAUUCAGAUGCCGCAGUAGACUACGAUGAAUUUGGUGUACCGCAGUUGUUGGUUCAAAGAAAUACUUCGUUUCGAUUAUUUGGGAGUGGUUGGACAGAACAUACUUUAUUUGUACUCACAGAGAAAAGUGGCGAAAGGGGGACACCUUGUGAAUUCCCUGUUGGUGAAAUUCAAAAGGUUGAUUUGCUCCAGAAUGAUCAAAACACCGUAAAAUUAACAAUCAUCUUGCCACAAGCUAGCAAAUCAGGAACGACAUUCUAUUUUUGUUCUAAAGAAGACGAUAAGGCGGGUGCUAUAUGGACCCACAUGGGUAGCGAAUACUAUAAACAAAUGGGCGUGUACGAGAAAAUGUUGCCGUUUUGGCUCCAAGUUGCUAUUAUUCUUACUUGUCUGUCUUUCUCAUCAUUAUUUUCUGGUCUAAAUUUGGGUCUUAUGUCUCUGAACCGAAUGGAUCUUAAAAUUAUUUGCAAUACUGGUACCGAUUCGGAGCGAAAAUAUGCCAAAGCUAUACUUCCAGUCCGUAUACACGGUAACUAUUUACUGUGUAGUAUUCUUUUGGGUAACGUUAUGGUUAACUCAAUAUUUACCAUCCUUCUUGAUGAUCUUACUUCUGGUCUCGUGGCUGUUAUUACGUCAACUUUAGCUAUUGUCAUUUUUGGUGAGAUUACCCCUCAAGCUGUCUGUUCUCGACAUGGUUUGGCUAUAGGUGCUAAAACUAUAUACAUUACAAAAACCGUAAUGGUCCUUACUACUCCACUUUCUUGGCCAAUAAGUAAAGCUCUGGAUUGGGCUUUAGGAGAAGAAAUCGGAAGCACUUACAAUAGAGAACGACUUAAGGAAUUGGUUAAGAUGACUGGCGAUGAAUACAACGAUUUGGAAAAAGACGAAGUGAAUAUUAUCUCUGGUGCCUUAGAGUUACAUCGCAAAAAAGUUGGUGACGUUAUGACCAAAUUAGAGGACGUAUAUAUGUUAUCCUACGAUACUGUAUUGGACUUUGAGACAGUUUCAGAAAUCAUGAAGUCUGGAUAUUCAAGAAUACCUGUCUAUGAAGGAAAUCGACAAAACAUAGUCACCAUGCUGUAUAUUAAAGAUUUAGCUUUAGUUGAUCCUGAUGAUAACACUUUGCUAAAAACUCUUUGUCAGUUUUACCAAAAUCCUUGUUAUUUUGUUUUUGAAGAUACAACAUUGGACGUACUCUUUAAACAGUUUAAAGAAGGUAUCAAAGGUCAUAUGGCAUUUGUACAUCGGGUGAAUAGUGAAGGUGAAGGAGAUCCUUUUUAUGAAACUGUUGGUAUAAUAACUCUUGAAGAUGUAAUUGAAGAAUUAAUUCAAGCUGAAAUCAUGGAUGAAACAGAUGUAUAUACGGAUAAUCGAUCUAAACAACGUAGACAACAAAGAUCAUAUAGAGCACAAGAUUUUACUGCAUUUGCUGAGCGCAGUGAAAACCAACGAAUACAUAUAUCUCCUCAACUGACAUUAGCUACAUUCCAAUUUUUAUCUUCGAGUGUUGAAGCGUUUAAAACUGAUGUUGUGUCAGAAACUAUUUUAAUGCGUCUACUUAAACAAGAUGUUAUAUUCCAUAUAAAAAUGAAAGAUAAAGAACGAUUUAAAUCAGAUCCAGCUAGUGUUAUAUACCAACAAGGGAAACCUGUAGACUAUUUUGUACUUAUACUAGAAGGUCGUGUGGAAGUUACUGUUGGUCGUGAAAAUCUUGUUUUCGAGAGUGGUCCAUUUACUUAUUUUGGAUCACAAGCCUUACAUCAAAAUAUUGGUUUAGGUGAAUCUCCUCCUGCUAAUCCAAGUGUAGGAAAUUCAACUGUCAAUAAUAUGGGCAGCAUACAAUCAGUUAACAUUGAUGCAAUGUUACGAUAUACAUUUGUACCAGAUUACACAGUACGAGCUGUAACAGAAGUGAUGUAUUUAAAAGUUAAGCGAUCUUUCUAUAUGGCAGCUAAACGAGCCACAUUAAUGGAAAGAUCUAAAAAAAUGUCCAAUGCUGGAGAGUUUGAUGAAGAAGUAGAUAAAUUAUUUCAUACUUAUGGCGAUGAAGACCGAAAAAGUAUACAAGGAUCUCCAGACAUGCCAAGAAAUGCUUCACUGACGUCUACUGCUUCAGCUGCAAUAACAGGUUCUGAUAAUACAACAGUGACCUUAAAUAAUGGUGAAGUUACUCAACCAGUAGCAGUAUCAUUUUCACGGACCCCUCAAGGAAACUCUGAUGCUUCUGUAGAAGAGAAAGCUACCUUGCUAGGAACAAAUAUUUUAUCAACUGCUUCUAAAUCGGACAAUAAUGAUAAGUCAUCAUAAGAAUACUAAAAACUAGUCUAUUUACUAGCCUUUUUGUAAAAUAUUUUUGUUGCUCCACAUUAGACAAAUAGGUUAAGAGAUGAUAUUUUUAUAUCAUAAGCAUAUUGUAGGCAACACUUUUUAAAUUAUUUUAUUAUCAUUAAUUUUAUUGUUAUUGUUUUACGUUUUAUGAUUUAUAAAAACAGUAGUUCUAGUCCUAUUUUACUGUGUUCAAGAAAAGCUUGGAAAUUAUAAGUAAUAAACUGAACUAUUAUUAAGUAAUUGUUUGACUUAAUAAUGCAUGUUAGUAGUUAUUACUUAUUAGUUGGUAUUAUACAGGGUGUUCAGUAAGUCAGGAAACGGGUUUCUAUUGUUCUCAUUGUUACAAACAAUUUGUAACAAUGAGAACAAUAGAAACCCGUUUCCUGACUUACUGAACACUCUGUAUAGUAUAAUAUUACCAAAUAUUGUAUUUACAUUGCUUACUGCUCUCUAUGCCUAAGUAUAUGAACUUUUAUGCUCAUUAAUAGUGAUAAUGUAAUUAUUAUUCAUGUAUCGAUUAUUAUACUACUUCUUGCUAACAUUUUUGUAUGAUUUUUACCAUCACGGUAUAUUAUAUAUAAUUUAACUUUAAGAUUCUAUUAAGUUAUUGUUAUUAUAUUUUUUUUUUUAUCAUUUCCUUAUAUUUGGUAAAACAUCAUAGUGACGCAAAAAAAAAUUGUUUUGUAAAAAUAUAAGUGAAUCUCUUGAAUUAUUUUGUGUCUCUUUUAUGUUGAAAUACUUAAAAAUUAUAUAUUUUAUUUUAAUUAAUUUCUAUUAUUUAUUUAUAAUAAAUUCAUAUUAAAUUUAUCUACUACAUCAAGACCAGUACUCAUGAUUUAAAAUUUUUGAAAAAUAAGUAUAUGAAAUUCUUAUUAAGUGUCUAAUAUGCUUUAUUGAUUGUCAUAUAGUUUUUCAAUGUUUCAGAGUGUAUAACAGUUAGCAGAAUUUUUUUUCUAAUAAAUUGGUUAAAUAAAACCUAAAAUUGUAGAGAAAAAAUUAUCUAUUUAACUAAUGUAUAUUGGAGUAUUACUUUAUUAAAUAAUUUUUAUACUAUAGACUAUAAUAAUUUUUGUUUAUUAUUAAAGAACCUAAGAAUUCCUAUUAGAAUCACACCUUUUAUAAAAAUAAUUUAUAUCAAUAAUACUUUAUAUGUCUUAAAUAAAAUACCCAAAUUUAACUUUCAGCAAUAAAUACAUUGUCAUUUUUUUCAUAGUUUGUAAAUUUAGUUUUAUUUAUAAGCUCAUACAUACAUACGGAAUAUAUAUAUUAUAGAUUUACCAAUAGGCUUAUAUUAAUUGUUGUUAAAUUGUAAAUAAAAUAAUCUUAAUUAUCAAUUUUAUUAUUUUAUGUAUAUUUAUACAUAUUUUUUGUAAAUUUUCCAUAUUCAUAUAUUGUAAAUUAUAGUCGCAGCCUCAAAUUGUGAAUCAAGAUCUUAUUGGUUUUCCGUAUACUUAUUAAAUCAUGUAACAACCAUUACUCCAGCUAGGUCUAAAAUUUUCACCAAGCUAAAUUACUAUUAUGUAUAAUAUGAUAUUUUUUCAAUUAAUAUAAAAAAAUAUAUUUUUUAUCUACAAAAAUCCAAAAAUUAGAAACAUAUUUCUUUAUUCAAAGUAAAUUUUGUAGUAUAAAUAUUUUUUAUUCUAUGGAUUAAUAUUAUGCAUGUUUUUUUAAUGAUACUUUUUCUGAAACACCACAUAGCCUCCUUUUAUAUUAUAUGUAUAAGAUACACGUUUAUUUGUUUUCACACAAUUCACUUAAAUUAAAUCACUAGUAUGAAUAAUAUUUGCAUAAAUGAAAAGAAUAUUAAUGAGAUUUUAUUAUAUGUAAUAAUGUAUAUUAUGAAAUAUUUAUAAAUUACUAAUAGUUUUUAAUAUUUUAAAUGAGUAUAAUGUUGUUAUUGUUUAUUUCACAAAAAUAUAAAAUAUAAUUAUAUUAGA
Messenger RNA from Daktulosphaira vitifoliae (grape phylloxera), 5365 nucleotides. It is a transcript of the gene uex, whose product is annotated as unextended protein. The transcript has 12 exons. Gene Ontology annotation, molecular function: transmembrane transporter activity. Bases 441 to 3407 code for a protein of 988 amino acids. The record is from RefSeq and is a predicted model, not a curated record. Lineage: Eukaryota; Metazoa; Arthropoda; Insecta; Hemiptera; Phylloxeridae. Gene Ontology annotation, biological process: transport; magnesium ion homeostasis. Gene Ontology annotation, cellular component: plasma membrane.